Molecule: messenger RNA, 4697 nt
Organism: Orbicella faveolata
Lineage: Eukaryota; Metazoa; Cnidaria; Anthozoa; Scleractinia; Merulinidae
Product: potassium voltage-gated channel subfamily A member 1-like
Biological process (GO): action potential; protein homooligomerization; potassium ion transmembrane transport
Cellular component (GO): voltage-gated potassium channel complex; membrane
Molecular function (GO): delayed rectifier potassium channel activity; protein binding
Source: RefSeq, a predicted model, not a curated record
UUGUGCUUGCGCUUGUGCUUGCGCUUGUGCUUGCGUCGCUAGUGAAAACCAGGCUUUAAACUCCCAAGUCUGAUAAGGGUCUUCACCCUCUCGUCUUAAGGCCUCUUCAUAUGAGCCCGGUUGAAGGAGCUGGCCCGGUUACCGAGAUCUCCCCUCAUUUCAAAUUUCGAUGUGGGCAUAUGAGAAGGUGGGCCAGCCCAUAUAAACACUCCGAAAAAAAAGGUUUUUUGAUAAAAUAGCUUCGCUUUCGCAACAUAGCGGCCAAAAUGGCAUAAUUUUGCCUUGAGUGCAUUUCCACUUAAGAAGUAUGCGAUUAUGCUUUGCGAGCCGUGUACAACACCGCCUGUGUGGCACAAUUUUGAUUUCAUCCCGGUCGACCGGGCUGAAAUUUCCCAUGCGAACAGACAAUAAUACUCGUCUCGGUAACCGAGCCUGCCCGGUUACUGGGUUGAUAUGAAGAGGCCCUUAAUCUUUUUCGGUUGCCUGUCUCGAUCAUAGACUGCUGAAACCGCUAGAAAUCAAACUUGCCCAUAUAGUUUUGAUGGACGCAGGAAUUCCUUAGCAUUCACUUCAAUUACGUCCGUAUACAAAAGCUUGUAUCGCAAGAUUACGAUACAUUUGAGAAACUGAGAUAAAAAUCUGUCACGAGAAGAAUAAUUGUGGGCUGAUGACAGGUGCAAAUAAUAUUCAUAAUAAAUAUUCUACAGACUGAUGAAUAAUGCUUUGUUCUUUUUACUCGCUACUCUAAUCUUGUUGUGACGGUGAUUUCUUUUCUAAGAUAACGCGUCCUGAAACCUUGUAUGACAAAAUAUUACAGGAAAAGUAUAACAAUAUUUUGUCCGGAUAACUUGUUUCAGAGCUUGAGGCAAACUGCUUCUGUGUACUCUGUAAUAUGUUUUAAAUGUUGAUAUUUGUGUCUACGCUAAAAAGACAUAUUUUGUCAUACUCGAUUCGUAUCUGAAAACUGCCUUCCCAUACGCUACAAAAUGAAUUAUUAUUCAAUUUUUUAUGAAACAACUUGUUCAUCACUUGUCUUUGUGAAAACAUAUUGCUGCUUACUAAUAUUUCUCCAAUGUUUACGCUUUCAGAUGCUAUAUAAUUUGCCCCUUUGUUUGGGUUUCCAGUCGCCAAGCAAUUUGUUCUUUUUUAUUCACGCAGUUAAAUGCACACUUUAUAUGUUGCUUCGGAGCUGUACACUGCGCUCAAACAAUUUUUUUUAUAAGCCAACAAGGUGAGAACAAGACAAAGCCGUUUGAUUACUAAAGAACAUGUAAGAAAACAAAUAUUUGAACAUCUGGAUUUCACAAAUCAAGAUAUUUUCAUGUCAAAAUCAUAACACUGUAAUACCGUCCAAAAAUUUGCAUGUUAAUUCGGAAUUUCGUGGGUGUAAAUUGUCACUGUCAGUCAUCAACAAGAGGCUUUGAAGAAGAUCUAGAUUGCGUGCGGCUUACUGAUUUUAAACAAAGGCAAUUUGGUAGGUAUAUUUAACUGAAUUUUCAGGCCAAUCUCUGUCGUAGACUCUUAGGAUAAUCUCUUUGGACGUGCGUCAGAUAUCUUUUUACUUUCGCAAGAGUGAAAUAUCAAAUCCAAAUGACAGGAAUUAGUGGUUUUUGUGAUCAUACAUUCAAACGAUUGUAUCGUCUAAUGCGGAUAAAUAAAUGCUAAAAUGUCGCCCUCGUAAAUUUUCAAACUAACGAGUCCGAAUUGAUAAUUAUUUGCCAAUCACCUGCAACGAUAUAUUAAGCCUUUAAAAGAUGGCGGCCGAGCUAUGGGACAAAAGGCAAACAUCAGGAAAAACAGAGCUGAAUGUCUUGCUUCGGUGACAAAAAGCUUCCAAAUUGCACCCUAGCGCAAAAAAAUUAGAGUGCUCGAAAAAUACAGGUGUUGUUGAAUUUACACAUAAGAACACUCGAAAAUCACACUUCUCCACUUAAAUUAUGUAUGAAGUCCUUUCGAUAACGACUUAACUUUCAUUAUUUAGAAAGAAUUAAAGUUUUGAAGACGACCUUUUAAAAACAACUCAAAUCUGGAAUAAAGACAUCCUGACGUUCCUCUGUGUCUUUUCUUCGCAACUCUUCGCUUCCCUGAAGUCAUUCUUGAGGACAGCUGCAUAAAUUAUUCAUUCCACGUUCACAGCUUUGACAUUAACUGAGAGAAUUGACAGGCUGAACCGCCGAUGUCGUCCACUCUUGUACCACGGGCACACAUCGGGUUGUUUACUCUCGUGCGGUCUAUUAAAUGACUCAUUUGCUCCGAGAAAAUCAACUUACAAGGUCCUAACUGACACACUGCAGUGAGAACACCUCGCACAGGAAUCGCACAACGUUAUCAGAAUGUGUUCCUCCCGCGAUUCGUUAAACCGCGUUAUCUACGACGACCGUGUCGUGAUAAACGUGAGCGGUAUGAUAUUCGAAACGCGGCAGACGACACUUUCACGUUUUCCAGACACGCUUCUGGGCGACGAGGAAAAACGCAGCAAGUUCUACGUGCCGGAAUUUCACGAGUAUUUCUUCAAUCGAAAUCGCGCGGCGUUCGAGGCAAUUCUUUAUUAUUAUCAAUCCAGCGGACGACUCAAGCGUCCUGAAGAGGUACCAAUGUGUAUUUUCAAGGAAGAAGUCGAAUUUUUUGAGCUGGGGGACGAGAUUUUGAGCGACAUUCGCCUAAAGGAAGGCUACCUGAGUAUGGACGAGGAAGCUAAAGAGCAUCCCGAAAAUAAACUUCAACGCAAAAUCUGGGAGCUUUUCGAUCAACCAGACACUUCCACAGCCGCGUCGUGUUUAGCUGUCUUUUCUGUGGCCAUCAUUGUUUUAGCGAUAACCGUUUCUAUCGCAGAGACAGUCCCCUCCAUAAAGCAAAAGAAAAACUACACCAACAAUUUUACAAAUGUCAUGGCGGAACAAUCAUGGACGGAGGACACCUGGUUCACACUGGAAUUAUCUUUCAACGCUUGGUUUACGAUUGAAUAUUUGGUACGGUUGUUCACUUCCCCUAACAAGUACCACUUUUUUGCGUCGCUUUUAAAUUUCAUAGACUUGAUGGCCAUCGCUCCGUUUUACAUAACGCUGCUCCUGGACAAGUCCGAGACAAGCUCGGUUGCUGCGCUCCGAAUUUUGCGGAUUGUUCGCGUGUUCAGAAUUUUCAAGUUGUCUCGCUAUUCAAAAAGUCUUCAGAUUAUCGGUUAUUGUGUGUUAGAGAGCUUUCGCGAGUUAGGUCUUCUCAUCUUGUGCCUAUUUUUAAGUGUUGUAGUUACUUCUAGUCUAUUGUACUACAUAGAAACGGGAAGCCCUGACACAGAUUUUGUUAGUGUACCAGCGACGUUUUGGUUCUCACUGCAAACAAUUACAACGAUUGGUUAUGGGGACAUGGUACCGCACACCGCACUGGCAAAAGUAAUGUCGGCCGCUUGUGCCAUAUUCGGCGCCUUGACACUUGCUCUACCCGUACUAACGUUCGUAUCGAAUUUUAAUACCCUUUACUACAAAAACAUCAUGGAAAAAAACGAACGAAAUAUUCAAGACAACCGCGACACAUCGGAAACAAGCGAACAUUAUUCGCCAUUGAAUUCAAGUGAAGAAACCCACUGAAACAGUAAUCUUACUGCUAAUGGAAUUACGAUAAAAAUAAGGGACUUUUGCCAUGUAAUAGACAGAAUUCAUUAAAGAAAUUCGAUGAAAACCUACUUUAUUAGUGUUAAGCCUAUGUACAUAAAUUAAAAGUAAUUUUACAACAUAUUCGAUGUGUCUGCGACGCACACUCACUUUUUUCCCUCCUUUUCAAUACACGCGUUUUCUUCUUUAAAAAAAGCUGAGAUUGGCAAGCAAAAGACUUCAAAUUACAUUCUUUUGACCACCGCAUGUGUAAUUUCUUGGGGUUAUAUUGCUUUGAGAAGUGCAAAUUAAUUGCAAUCCUAUCGAACGCUAAACAAUGUCUUGUUUUGCCAAAACUCAAUGGGCUAUCCACCCAGCUGACUGUUCGUCAAAUUAAUUUUGGUCUUUGGUUAAUCCCGAGGGCUGAAUAAGACGAAAUUCUUUGUUUGAAAUUGUGGCGCGACUUUCUUUCUAUCAUUUGACACGAAAUUUUAAUAAAUACCAAUUUCCUAUAAAUCUCUUUUCUUUACGUUCAUUUGGAAUGACGCGCGUGUGAAAUAAAAGGUUGUGAGAGUAAAUUAUGUUGCCGUGAAAGAACCCAUGGGGUGCAAUGACCAAACUCAACGCAACGACUGGUGGAAAUUAAAAAGCAAGCACGAACAGGUUGCUAAUAAAUACCAGCCACUGAACCCGCAAACGAAGUGGUAAUAAUGUUUUCCUUUCAUUCCAGUCGUAGUGAGAAAAAUGUAUAAUUGCUCAUAUAUAAAUAAUGCCGGUCUUUUCUUUUUUUAAAUAAAAAUGAAAAUUUUUCAUUUGUAACCGUCCAGGUUUAAAUUUGUUCUUGUUAUAACAACAAAGAAGCUAUUAAUAACGAUUUUCCUUUUUUCCCGCGAACUGAAAAAACAUUUUUUUUUAUACUGGAAUGGUGAAAAUCGGACACGGGAGAGAUUUAACUGGGUUUUACCUUUAAGUAAUUUGAACUCAGAUUCUCUUUACUUAAUUCUGCGAAACUGUUCAUUAUAUCCGAGAGAGACUGGGUCAUUUCAUGAGGUAGUCGGAAUGGAAACCUCUUGUAUAAUCUUGAAACCUCUUGUAGUCCUCUUUCAUCUC